This is a messenger RNA of Monosiga brevicollis MX1, 1506 nucleotides long. RefSeq lists its product as uncharacterized. The transcript is spliced from 3 exons. Bases 1 to 1506 code for a protein of 501 amino acids. NCBI's taxonomy places the organism in Eukaryota, Choanoflagellata, Craspedida, Salpingoecidae. The record is from RefSeq and is a predicted model, not a curated record. Gene Ontology annotation, molecular function: DNA binding. Gene Ontology annotation, cellular component: nucleus.
AUGAUCGUGGAGGUUGUGUGCGAGCUUCUUGAGAUUCGUCGCAGUGCCCGAGAGGACGCACUCAAUACGAAUAGCGAAUUGCUUGAUCGGACUCCCACACUCAGCUCUGCUGAGCUUGCUCUUCUUGCUCGUCAUCAAGAGGCCGAAAGCUCGGACAACCCCAUGAGCCAGGCGCGUUUGAGCAAUGACUGGUUUCGAGGAUUGGAGUCCGACUCGAACAUUUAUCUUACCACCGCGGUGACUCAGAAUCCAGCAAGAGUAACAGCCGCAACAGCCGAGGCUUGUACACGACAUUUUUCGAGUCUUGACGAGCUCUUGGCAGACCUUGACUUCGUUCAUCGCUCAGGGCGUCAUGCUGGCAUGAUCAAAACCAACUGUCUUGGCCGUAUCUUAUCCGUGGAUGAGAUGCCUGGUCUCCGUGCCGGAUUCACAAGGAAUGUCAAGGUGUAUUCCUCAGCCGACCGAACUGUAGAUCAAGGGUGUCUUCCCGGACGAACCUACAAUGAGACGAUCACGCUGGUUCUCAGCAUUGCAAUGGAUGGGACCGUGUUGCCGCCAAUGGUGAUUCAUGCAAAUCGUGGUCUUGGAGGAGACGAGGACGCCAAUUGGAGUCUUGAUGAAGGCCGGGCGCACUUCGAUCGUCUGGCUGCGAGUUUUUCGCGCCUUGAAGAGCGUCAUCAAGAUAUGAUUCGCUCAACGCCGCGUCAGCGCCACCUACUCGAUCGCAUCACGCCUCAAGAGCGGUCACGACGGCGACGUGCCCCCAUUUUUGGGCCAAUGUCAUCGGGGCCAAGCGCCGCAGAUCUCGAAGGGCGUGAGCGGCGCCGUGUUCAUCUUCAUGCGUCGAGGGAACGACGAGCAGCAAGAGUGGCAAAUGAAGCUGAUCUACGUGCUGCUUUAAACGUACAACGCAUCACGAUUGCCAACCUGAAAAGCUUCUGUCGAUCGCAUUGCCUCGGCACGGCUGGCAGCCGUGCCGAGCUCAUCGCACGCACAAGGACACAACUCGAGCUCCCACAGCCCCCAACCACUCCCUCAUCGCCAGGCAGGCCAGCUGGGGAGGUAUUCGAGCCUUUGGCAACCCCUUUGGCGCAGAUUGAGUCCCGAGAGGACGCCGAGCUCACCCCCAUGCCUGCGUCUCCGCCGCGUGAUGACCGAAAUUCACCUCCCUCAGAUUCAACCCCGCCCACUCUUACAGCAGCAUCAGCAGCACCUUCUCUUGACCAAAUCGUUGAAGAGGAGCCUCAAGAACCUAUUGCGCGUGUCGGAGGUCACUUUGCAGACUCCGAUCUCCAGUUUUGGCUCCGAGACUAUACCUCUCAAACUCAACCAUUUCAGGACGCAACGAGCCUCGAAUCAAACGCGCCAGCCGCGCCUCUGGCCUGCUCAAAUACAGACCAGAACGAGAUUGAUUUGCUCAUCAGGGCUUGCGACGAGAGUACCAAAAAGUACAAGGCGUAUAUCGACUCACUGAUUGCACUAGAGCCCCAUACUUCCACGUCUUAA